Messenger RNA from Pipistrellus nathusii (Nathusius's pipistrelle), 795 nucleotides. Lineage: Eukaryota; Metazoa; Chordata; Mammalia; Chiroptera; Vespertilionidae. The record is from the annotation of a GenBank genome assembly.
AUGAGGCAAAUGCUAGGUCCAAACUCAGGACAAAGAAAGAGGACUAUUUUGAAUCUGAGUCUGAAGAUGAGUACUAUAAUGAGUCGGUUUUUGCCUGAGGAGAUGAUUAGUAGAUUCAGGUCCAGAGACAGGGAGGAGCCUGAUACUGUCUUGAAGCCCAGGGCCCAGAAAGAUGAUAACAGUAAUAGGGUCAAGCAUGAGCCCAAGUUUGAGGAGGAUGUCAUCAUUGGGUCCUGGUUCUGGGCAGAGAAAGAGGCUGAUGUGGAGGCUGGGGCUUCAGCCAUCUGUGAGUCCAUGCCAGGGGAUGAGGAGGGGGUCAUUGGUGGAUCCUUGUUCUGGAUGGAGGAGAAGUCCAGUUUGGGGGCUGUGGCCAGAGAGGAGACGAGGCAGGAGUCUGAAGAAGAGGCCAUAUUUGGGUCCUGGUUCUGGGAUAAGGAUGAGCCUUGCUUUGAUCUAAAUCCUAAUCCUGUGUACAGGGUUAGUUCCAGGUUCAGAGAUUUCGCUAAAGAGGAAAUUAAUACAGCAUCCAGGCCUCGAACCUGGGAAGAGGUCACUGUUGAAUACAAACCUGGCCCUUAUAGGAUUGGCUUCCCAUCCCCAAGCUCCUUUAAAAUUUCUGGAGAAGCAUCCUCUGCAUUCAUUGAACUGUUUGAGGGAAAACCCAAUAAUGCGGAAGGGGAAGAUGAGGAAUCUUCCCCUCAGGCCAAGCAGCUCACAAUAAAGUGUGAAUCCUCCUACCGGUCAGUCACGGAAAUUAGAGAGCAUCUUAAGGCCAGGGAGAGUGCUGGAGCCUGA